AUGCGCCCGAGCAGCAGCCAGCAGCUGGGCGUGGGCGACUGCGUGGCCGUCAAGCCCAAGCCCAGCGACAGCGGCGGCGCCAAGAGACUCGGCCGCGUGCAGCGCCUGCGCUCCAGCGGCGCCGUCGACGUGUUUUACGCCGACGGCCGCGUCGAGGAGCGCGUGGGGCGCGACCGCCUCGUGCCGCCCAAGUCGCCCGACAGCAAGACGCCCAGAAGCAGCAGCAGCAGCAGCAAGACCGCGAGGGCCAGCGGCGCCAAGUCCAAGCGGCCCGCAGUGGACACGACCAGACGCGACGGCGCGAGGCCCCGGACGACGAGCCUCGACGACGAGCUGGAGGAGAAGGCCCCCGCUCCAGGUGCACAAGCUGAGGCCACGCAGCGCAGAGCGUGCACUGCAGCGACUGCCGCUGCCCCCACCAAAAGACGACAGCCCACCGAGGCGUCUCCUCACUCGCAGCAGAAGCAGCCGGCGUCUUCGCGACGACAACGAGACUUGAGCGACUCGGUCGCCCACACGCAGAAGCAGGUGACCGAGAUCUUGGAGGCGAUCGCUGCGACAGAUGCCGACGCAGUAGCUGUGGUGGGUUGA
Phytophthora sojae is the source of this 591-nucleotide messenger RNA. RefSeq lists its product as hypothetical. The transcript has a single exon. The record is from RefSeq and is a predicted model, not a curated record. Lineage: Eukaryota; Oomycota; Peronosporomycetes; Peronosporales; Peronosporaceae. Bases 1 to 591 code for a protein of 196 amino acids.